AUGCAAGAUAAGGGGCCGAAGACGAAUGUCGAGUGCACAAGGAAAGUCUCUCUGCACUGGGCCAAGUCAGGACCUUCUAUUAAGAAUGACAGUGAUAUUGUUAGCAAACAGAUCGCUGGAAUUGAAGGAAAUAACACUUGCAGCUUAUGUUAUGAUUGUGGACCUCCAGAUGUACCUUUCUUGGUUGCUGUUGAUGUAACUGAAACAAAUUCUAUAAAUGUAAGAUUCCAAGAGCCAGAACAACAAGUCUCGGCUAUAUGCACCAAAUUCAAAGUUCAAUGGAGCUGCUUAGAAGCCUUCAGUCCUUUAGCUGGAGAGAGAGAAAUUUUAGAUAUGAAACACAUGGAAUGUCACAUAGGUGAUUUGAUUCAAGGACAAAGGUAUUAUUUCCGAAUAACUUGUGGCAACUUGAAAGGAUAUGGAAAGUUUAAGCAGUCUACAUCAGUUAUUCCUUCUAGUUGGCGGUAUGUUGAGGAUUGUGAGCCAAGAUUUGCAGGACGUCUGCAACUUCUUGAUGACCUGUUUUCUGAAAUAAGAAGUUCAAGACCAGAACAUGCAGCAGAUAUAAAAGCUACUGUUGAAGCUGGAGAAACUUCUGGAAUUCAAAGACGAAAUCAAAGAAAGAAAACUACUAUUAAACAACUCUUUACUGUGGCAUCAAAAUUUCAGAAAAAAUUCAGAAGGGGUGUAUUUCUGGCCUGUUUAUUGUACCAUCAAGAUAGUGUUGCCUGUACAUGGGAUGAUGUCAAAUCUCUUCGACAGGAAAUGGAGAAAAGCCUCAGCUCUUCUACUGUACAUUUUCGUAUCAAGUUGUUACAAGCAGCUGCUCAAAUGCAGACUGCUUUGUGUAUGCAAGGUCUUGGACAACUCUUCCACAGACCAAUAAAGGAUUCUCAGGGAACAUUAGUGAUCUCCAGUGAAUUAUGUAUGCUCACCAAAAUGUGUAUCUGUUUUGAACUCAAGAUAGCUCCCAUUAAGUAAAGUGCAAAAGAAACUGGCUACUCAUGAGGAACCACAUGUGGAGGAAUUGCUUAU
Messenger RNA from Gryllus bimaculatus (two-spotted cricket), 1035 nucleotides. Lineage: Eukaryota; Metazoa; Arthropoda; Insecta; Orthoptera; Gryllidae. The record is from the annotation of a GenBank genome assembly.